AUGACCACGGGCGGGAGACGCGCGCCCGGCCGGACUGUUGUCAUCGCACUCAUACAGAUCAUCACUAUUAUAUGCCAAGUUCUCACGGAGGAGCCCCGUUUCUCGGAGCCCAUCCCGAAUGUGACGGUUGCGCUCGGUCGUGAUGCGAACUUACCCUGCGUAGUAGAACAUCUUGGCAAUUAUAAGGUAGCAUGGAUUCAUAUAGAUCGUCAAAUGAUACUAACCAUACAUCGCCAUGUGAUCACACGUUUGGCGCGCUUCAGUGUGUCGCACGACAACGCCAUGACUUGGCUGCUGCACGUCAGCCAGGUGCAGCAAGAGGACCGCGGCUACUACAUGUGUCAAGUUAAUACCAAUCCCAUGAUCAGCCAAGUGGGCUAUCUACAAGUCGUUGUCCCUCCCAACAUCCUAGACGAGGAAAGCACCCAAUCAGCUGUAGCAGUGCGUGAAAACCAAAACAUAAGCUUGGUGUGCAAGGCCGAUGGUUUCCCCACACCGAAGAUUAUGUGGAGACGGGAAGAUGGCCAGCCUAUCUCCGUGGAAAGGAGAAAGAAGGUAACCGUGUACGAAGGAGACACUCUUUCCCUGCAACGCAUAAGUCGCACGGAGAUGGGCGCCUACCUUUGUAUUGCCACCAACGCCGUUCCCCCUUCUGUCUCCAAGAGGAUUAUUGUAGACGUUGAAUCCGAAGGUUAA
This is a messenger RNA of Pieris macdunnoughi, 696 nucleotides long. NCBI's taxonomy places the organism in Eukaryota, Metazoa, Arthropoda, Insecta, Lepidoptera, Pieridae. The record is from the annotation of a GenBank genome assembly.